CCUGGACUAGGCGGAGGGGCAGUCCCAGAACCUGGCCUUGUAGCUUCUCCCCUCCAAUUCCCUCCUCUCCAUCAGCUGAAGAAAAGGAUAGUCUGGGCCAUGAGGCUGUCCCCACUCCUGGCUUUUAUCUCUGUCAUCCCGGUUGCUGUUCAGCUGCUAGAUACGAGGCACUUUUUAAUCUAUAAUGAAGAUCACAAGCGCUGUGUGGAAGCGAUCACUCCCAGUUCAGUUCAAACAGCAGUUUGCAACCCUGCAGCUGAGUCCCAGAAAUUCCGAUGGGUGUCGGAGUCGCAGGUCAUGAGUGUGGCUUUCAAACUAUGCUUGGGGGUGCCGUCCAAAACAGAUUGGGUCUCUAUCACCCUGUAUGCCUGUGAUACCAAAAGUGAAUUUCAGAAAUGGGAAUGCAAAAAUGACACUCUCUUUGGAAUCAAGGAUGAAGAUUUAUUUUUUAAUUAUGGCAACAGACAAGAAAAGAACAUCAUGCUCUACAAAGGGUCUGGCUUGUGGAGCAGGUGGAAGGUCUACGGGACCACAGAUGACUUAUGUUCUAGGGGUUAUGAAGCCAUGUACUCGUUACUGGGCAAUGCAAAUGGAGCCAUCUGUGCAUUUCCAUUCAAGUUUGAAAACAAGUGGUAUGCAGACUGCACCAGCGCUGGGCGGUCGGAUGGAUGGCUGUGGUGUGGAACCACUGCAGACUAUGACACUGACAAACUGUUUGGAUUUUGCCCAUUGAAAUUUGAGGGCAGUGAGAGGUUAUGGAAUAAAGACCCGUUGACCAGCAUUCUUUACCAGAUAAACUCCAAGUCCGCCUUAACUUGGUCUCAGGCAAGGAAGAGCUGCCAGCAGCAGGAUGCGGAGCUCUUGAGUAUCACAGAGAUUCAUGAGCAAACAUACCUGACAGGCUUGACCAGUUCCUUGACCUCAGGACUCUGGAUUGGACUUAACAGUUUGAGUUUCAACAGUGGUUGGCAGUGGAGUGGAGGCAGCCCGUUCCGAUAUCUGAACUGGCUCCCAGGAAGUCCAUCAUCAGAACCUGGAAAGAGCUGUGUGUCACUAAACCCUGGAAAAAAUGCUAAAUGGGAAAAUCUGGAGUGUAUUCAGAAACUAGGUUAUAUUUGCAAAAAGGGCAACAAUACUUUGAAUCCUUUUAUCAUUCCCUCAGAAAGUGAUGUGCCUACUGGCUGUCCCAAUCACUGGUGGCCAUAUGCAGGCCACUGCUACAAGAUCCACAGAGAAGAGAAAAAGAUCCAGAAAUAUGCUUUGCAAGCAUGCCGGAAGGAAGGGGGUGACCUAGCAAGUAUCCACAGCAUUGAGGAAUUUGACUUCAUCUUCUCCCAGCUAGGAUAUGAACCAAAUGAUGAGCUGUGGAUUGGCUUAAAUGACAUCAAGAUUCAAAUGUACUUUGAGUGGAGUGAUGGGACCCCUGUGACCUUUACCAAAUGGCUUCGUGGAGAGCCAAGUCAUGAGAACAACAGGCAGGAGGACUGCGUGGUGAUGAAAGGCAAGGAUGGGUACUGGGCAGACAGAGCCUGUGAACAACCGCUUGGUUACAUUUGCAAGAUGAAAUCACAAGCCCAGGCUCCACAACCAGAGGAGGCAGAAAGAGGCUGCAGGAAAGGCUGGAAAAGGCAUGGUUUUCACUGCUACUUGAUUGGACACACACCUGCAGCAUUUGCAGAUGCAAAUCAAACAUGCGUUAAUGAGAAAGCUUAUUUAACAACUGUUGAAGACAGAUAUGAACAAGCAUUCCUGACUAGUUUGGUUGGAUUGAGGCCUGAAAAAUAUUUUUGGAUAGGACUUUCAGAUGUACAAAACAAAGGGACAUUUCAGUGGACUGUGGAGGAGCAGGUGCAGUUCACCCACUGGAAUGUAGAGAUGCCAGGACGAAAGGCAGGGUGUGUUGCCAUGAAAACUGGGAUUGCAGGAGGCUUAUGGGAUGUUUUAAAAUGUGAUGAAAAGGCAAAGUUUGUGUGCAAGCACUGGGCAGAAGGAGUAACUCGCCCCCCAGAGCCCCCAACAACUCCUGAGCCCAAAUGUCCUGAAGACUGGGGCACCACCAGUAAAACCAGUUUGUGUUUCAAGCUGUAUGCAAAAGGAAAACAUGAGAAGAAAACAUGGUUUGAAUCUCGAGAUUUUUGCCGAGCUCUGGGUGGAGAGCUAGCAAGUAUCAAUAAUAAAGACGAACAGCAAGCAAUAUGGCGCUUAAUAACAGCCAGUGGAAACUACCAUGAGCUGUUCUGGUUGGGACUGACCUAUGGAAGUCCUUCAGAGGGGUUCACCUGGAGUGAUGGUUCUCCCGUGUCUUAUGAAAAUUGGGCUUAUGGGGAGCCGAAUAAUUACCAAAAUGUGGAAUACUGUGGUGAGAUGAAAGGUGACCCUGGCAUGUCCUGGAAUGAUAUUAACUGUGAACACCUGAACAACUGGAUUUGUCAGAUACAAAAAGGAAAAACACUACUACCUGAGCCCACACCAGCUUCUCAUGACAAUCCACCAGUUACUGCAGAUGGGUGGGUUAUUUACAAAGACUACCAGUAUUAUUUUAGCAAAGAGAAGGAAACAAUGGACAAUGCACGAGCAUUUUGCAAGAAGAAUUUUGGUGAUCUUGUUACUAUUAAAAAUGAAAGUGAAAAGAAGUUUCUGUGGAAAUAUAUAAACAGAAACGGUGGACAGACACCAUAUUUUAUUGGUUUGUUGAUCAGCUUGGAUAAGAAGUUUAUUUGGAUGGAUGGAAGCAAAGUGGAUUAUGUGGCUUGGGCCACAGGUGAACCGAAUUUUGCAAAUGAUGAUGAAAACUGCGUAACUAUGUAUACAAAUUCAGGGUUCUGGAAUGACAUCAACUGUGGGUAUCCAAACAACUUCAUCUGCCAGAGGCAUAACAGCAGCAUCAACGCCACAGCCAUGCCCACCUCGCCCCCCAGCCCAGGCGGCUGCAAGGAAGGCUGGAACUUGUACAACAACAAGUGUUUCAAAAUUUUUGGAUUUGCUGAAGAAGAAAGAAAAAACUGGAAGGAGGCACGAACGUCUUGCAUGGGGCUUAAAGGAAACCUGGCGUCCAUACAAAAUGCGAAAGAGCAAGCAUUUAUUACCUAUCAUAUGAAGGACUCUACUUUUAAUGCCUGGAUUGGGCUGAAUGAUAUCAAUUCAGAGCACACAUUCCUCUGGACAGCUGGGCAAGGAGUUCAUUAUACAAACUGGGGGAAGGGCUUCCCAGGAGGCAGAAGAAGCAGCCUGUCUUAUGAAGAUGCUGAUUGUGUUGUUCUUAUUGGAGGCAAGUCACGGGAUGCAGGGAUGUGGAUGGAUGAUACCUGUGACGGUAAACGAGGCUAUAUAUGCCAGACACCACCUGACCCUUCCUUGCCUGUUUCUCCAACCGUGGCUCCAACAGAUAGCUUUGUUAAAUAUGGUAAAAGCAGUUAUUCCCUCAUAAAAUCAAAGUUACCAUGGCACGAAGCAGAGAAAUAUUGCAAAGAUCAUGCAUCCCUGCUUGCUAGCAUUCUAGACCCCUAUAGUAAUGCAUUUGCUUGGAUGAAUAUGCACCCAUUGAAUGUGCCGAUGUGGAUCGCCCUGAACAGUAACUUGACCAAUAACGAGUACACUUGGACUGAUAAGUGGAGGAUGAGGUAUGCUAACUGGGCUGCUGACGAGCCCAGGCUGAAGUCGGCGUGUGUUUACAUGGAUGUUGAUGGCUACUGGAAGACCUCAUACUGCAAUGAAAGUUUUUAUUUUCUCUGCAAAAGAUCAGAUGAAAUUCCUGCUACUGAGCCUCCACAACUGCCUGGCAAGUGUCCUGAGUCAGAGCAGACUGCCUGGAUUCCUUUCCAUGGUCACUGUUACUAUAUUGAGUCUUCAUUCACAAGGAACUGGGGCCAAGCUUCUCUAGAAUGCCUUCGAAUGGGUGCCUCCCUGGCUUCCAUUGAAAGUGCUGCUGAAUCCAGUUUUUUGUCGUAUCGGGUUGAACCUCUUAAAAGUAAAACCAAUUUUUGGAUAGGCAUGUUCAGAAAUGUUGAAGGAAAGUGGCUUUGGUUAAACAGCAACCCCGUCUCCUUUGUCAACUGGAACACAGGCGAUCCCUCUGGUGAACGAAAUGAUUGUGUAGUUUUAGCUUCCUCUUCUGGGUUUUGGAAAAAUAUCCACUGUACUUCCUACAAAGGAUUUAUUUGUAAAAUGCCAAAAAUUGUUGACCCUGAAACUACUCAUGCAUCAGUUACAACUAAAGUUGACUCAAGGAAGAUGGACCCUUCCAAGCGGGCUUCCAGAGCGCCUGUUGUAGUGGUUGUGGUUCUCCUGAUUCUGGCGGGUGCUGGUGUUGCUGCUUAUUUCUUUUAUAAGAAGAGACGUGUGCUGCAUGUGCCUCAAGAGGCCACUUUUGAGAACACUCUCUACUUUAACAGUCAUUCGAGUCCAGGACCAAGCGACACGAAAGAUCUCAUGGGCAACAUUGAGCAGAAUGAGCAUGCAGUCAUCUAGCGCCAUCAUGCCAGUGUCUUGUAUUUGAAUCUCAUAAAGUUUUAAAUUUGUUAAUUCAAUGUGAUUUUUUCUGUUAAAAAUUAGUACUGGGUUGCACCGGUCUGUUCUUUUUCUUUGCCUAAUUGAAACAAUAAUUGCUCAUUUUCUAGCCUGGAAAUAUUUUUUUUAUAAAAAGAUAAUAAUGCUGAUGACCACUAUUUUCUGUGAACACACACCACUACAAUGUCAGCGUUACGGAAACGGUGGUAGUUCACUCAUGUCAGAUUACAAGAGCUCCAGAAAUGACCAGCUAAGGCUCUUGGGAUAAUUUAAGAACCUUCUAAAAAUAUGUCAUGUACUAAAUCUUAAUUCAACAAUUAGAAGACCAUUUCCAAGAUAAGCACCAAUAACCUCAGGUGGAAUAAAAUGUACUCUUUUUUUAUCCAUCUUUUAUUUCACCCCAAUUAUUGAGAACUGUAUUUAUCCACAUGUAGGAUAAGGAUGCCGGGAAUCUUGUUUCCCCAAGUAAGGUCUGACAGGCUGAAUGCUCCAGAUGUGUUCUUUGAUGUGUUAUAUGUAUAUCAGAAAGGGACCCUGUGAAAUAGAACUGUAAAUUUACAAACUGGAUGUACGUACAUAAUGUGAAAUAAACAUUAAAGACAACAUCUAUUUUU
Nannospalax galili (Upper Galilee mountains blind mole rat) is the source of this 5120-nucleotide messenger RNA. RefSeq names its product mannose receptor C-type 1 (gene Mrc1). The transcript has 30 exons. The record is from RefSeq and is a predicted model, not a curated record. Lineage: Eukaryota; Metazoa; Chordata; Mammalia; Rodentia; Spalacidae. Bases 100 to 4467 code for a protein of 1455 amino acids. Gene Ontology annotation, molecular function: signaling receptor activity.